AUGACUCGCAAAUUCCUCAACGUUCAGCGUUGGUGCGUUCUUACCCUAGAGCCUUACAGAGACGAGCAAGGUUAUGCCCGGAGCUCGUCAGGAGUGGAAGGUGCACAUGUCAUUCCAGCCUCCAUCUCAGCCCAAGAGAGGGCCAAACUAGAACGCAUAGUCGGAGUGGAUCCAGGAAAGCUCAUGCUGGAGAACCCUUUGAAUAUCAUUCCGCUGCGUGGCGAUUGGCAUAUGGGCUACGAUGGGGGUCAAUGGAUUCUCCUUCCGCACCAUCCAGUGCUAUUGGCCAUAGCGGAGGGGUUUGCGAAAGGCAACAAUCCGAUUCGUUGGGGUGAUAGACAAUGCACGAAUCUUAAUUUCGAGCUGCAUCACUAUCAAUUUGUUCCUUUCGGCCAGCGCGCGAAAAGUGUGCCUCUCUUUCGUCGCAAGUUCGAGGACCCCGCGCUCUACGAUCGUCUCGUAGAGGAUGAUUGUGACAUUUUUUCGCCACCGGAUUUCGACCAGUAUCCUGUCAUACGUUCGACUGCGCAUCCCUACGCCAUCAUCUGGAAGGCUGUGUACGAAUUCGGCGAACGAGAGCUGGUCGACCUUCACCCGUCGCAUAUUACAUCUAUGAUGACUGCCCAGGGCAUCGUCGCUCUAUGGAAAUCUCGGUUCAAGCAGCCUCUGCCAACUCUUCCUCAACCUGGCUCGGGUCCUGACGCCGAUGGUCAACACCGCUCUCCGGCGCCUUCAACUGGCAGUAGGCGGUGGAGUCGUGGCAAACGAGAUGACCAUGGUCAAGAACACUCAACCCCAACGGGACACCCUUCCUCUGAAGAGCCGGCCGGCCAGGACUCGGAGUGGCUGGCUGAUACACCAUCAGAUAUCGCAUCGUCUCACUAUGACUUCACUCCUCCUCCGCUUCCUGAUCGGGAGGUCUGGAUCGAUGAAAAGUCUGUUGAUGAGCAAGAACACAGACCUUCGAGCCUGGCAGCUUACUCUCCACCCGACGUCGAUGCAUGGCGAAAGGUAUCUCAAGAUUCACCCGUUCAUGUGAUCAUUAACCGUGAAUCGUCCCCCUUCGUGUACAACGACGCCACGCCUCUUGUUGGGCAGACCGAAGAUUAUCAAGAGAAAGCGGCGACACCUCCUGCCGGCGACUGGACUGAGUGGUCUCCCGAGUAUCUUCGCCGCAUUGGGCAAGACGGCGUCAGGCAACUUUUAGAGGAAUAUGCCAUGCACCAGGAUUGA
Molecule: messenger RNA, 1233 nt
Organism: Stereum hirsutum FP-91666 SS1
Lineage: Eukaryota; Fungi; Basidiomycota; Agaricomycetes; Russulales; Stereaceae
Exons: 4
Coding region: 1-1233 (410 amino acids)
Source: RefSeq, a predicted model, not a curated record